AAUUUUGGGAAGCAGGAGAAAAAGCAUUCCAAGCAGAAAGUCAUAUAAUAUUACAAAGUGGAAAAAUCAACUUUGAAAAAUUAGCCAACAUCAAAUUUGAAGAAGAAGUAUUCCCACAAGCAGAAUCAAGUGAUAGAAAAGGUAAAAAGGAACAAAUACUAAAAAGUAGGGAUGAUAUUAAAGAUCCAAAAAUUGAAGAAAAAUUUGAGCAAUUACGAACAAAAUUAAAAGCUCAUAAAUCACGAAAAGAAUAUAUAUUUGAUUUUCUAAAUGAAAUAUCAAAUAAAAAUGAUGCAUCUAUAUUCGCAUUAAGAGGAGCUAUUAACGAUAUGCUCGAAGAAUAUAAAAGAGAUACCAAUCUAGCAAUUACUAUAACAAGAGCAAAUAAUGCACAAAAUGAAGAAGCUAGAAAAGCAAUACAAAAUAAGUACAGAGACCUGCUUGCAACACAGCUAGAAACAAAAUGCCAAAUAAUAAUUGAAGAAAAUAUUGAAACACAAUUAUCAAAAAAUCAAUCACAAAUACAAACUAAACCACCACCUCCAAGAUUAGAAUUACCUAAAACAAGAUAUAGAGAAGAAUAUCAAUAUCCUGGAUCUCCAAGUUCACCACCAAAAUCACCAACAGAAUCUGAUAAAUCAUCAACUAAUCUAACAAUUGAUAGAUCAGGAUCCUCAAAACAACAUAUUCAACAACAUACUCAUAGCCCCAAAAAACCAUCAAGCUUAAGAAACUCUGUAGACCUUACAAAUACUCCUGACAUAGUAUUACUAACAACACCAAUACCAAUUCAAAGUAAUCAGCAAACAAGAAAUCCCAAAAGACCUAUAGAUAGAA
This is a messenger RNA of Dentiscutata heterogama, 837 nucleotides long. The record is from the annotation of a GenBank genome assembly. NCBI's taxonomy places the organism in Eukaryota, Fungi, Glomeromycota, Glomeromycetes, Diversisporales, Gigasporaceae.